AUGGGUUUUGAAGGAGAAGUCUUGAUGCUAGAAGGAGUGGGUGGUAUAGAAACUGAAGAUUCAUUGUUUUCAUGAACUAAUUUACCCAAGUUAUUUUAUUGCUUUCGGUCAGUUUUGAACCAAAAACCCUCUGUGAUUUGCAAGAUGGCCUAGAUAUUAGAAAUUUAAACACUAGGAGACUCAGGAUUGGCGUAUUAAAUCUCUUAGUGAUAGAGAAAUUAUGAAAGAUGUU
Messenger RNA from Moneuplotes crassus, 232 nucleotides. NCBI's taxonomy places the organism in Eukaryota, Ciliophora, Spirotrichea, Euplotida, Euplotidae. The record is from the annotation of a GenBank genome assembly.